Messenger RNA from Acanthochromis polyacanthus (spiny chromis), 3758 nucleotides. It is a transcript of the gene klc3, whose product is annotated as kinesin light chain 3. Gene Ontology annotation, molecular function: kinesin binding. Lineage: Eukaryota; Metazoa; Chordata; Actinopteri; Pomacentridae. The transcript has 14 exons. Gene Ontology annotation, biological process: axo-dendritic transport. The record is from RefSeq and is a predicted model, not a curated record. Bases 329 to 1855 code for a protein of 508 amino acids. Gene Ontology annotation, cellular component: membrane-bounded organelle; kinesin complex; cytoplasm.
UUUUAUUGUGAAAUGGAGCAGCCGAACUUCCGGUAUCACUUCCGCUGACUUGACUGUGGAGGAUUGUGAUGACAGGAGGAGCUGAGAGUCGAGGAGGGAGGCGGCAGGUGAAUGAUUUACGGACUCCAGUUUCAUCUUCUCACCUGUCCAACUCCAAAUAAACCCGGAGGUACUGAGAGCAGAGAUGUUCCGCCGCCUCUGACGGGUUUAUUUGUCCGAAUAAAAACGACAGAUCCCGCUCAGAGUGGACGGAAAGACGGACCCACGCCGCGGGAGCCGGACUUAGCAGGUGAUUUUCUGUGAGCGGAGGUUCCUCAGAGCCAGAGCCAUGUUGUCGGCCGAGGAGAUCCUGUGCAACACCCAGCAGGUGAUCGCGGGGCUGGAGGCUCUGAGAGGAGAGAACCGCGGUCUGCUGGAGAGUCUGCAGGAGGCGCUGGAGGGCCGGACGGCGUCGGAGAGCGGCAGCGUGGAGCAGGAGAAGAGCGGCAUCAUCCGCCAGUCGCUGGAGAGGAUAGAGCUGGGGCUCAGUGAGGCACAGGUGAUGAUGGCGCUGUCGGCUCAUCUCGGCUCACUGGAGGCCGAGAAACAGAAGCUGAGAGCUCAAGUGCGUCGUCUCUGCCAGGAGAACCAGUGGCUGAGGGACGAGCUGGCCGGAGCUCAGCAGCGUCUGCAGGACCGGGAGCAGGAGGUGGUGACCCUGGAGGAGCAGAACCGACAUCUGCAGUUCAUGUCCUCGAUACGCAAAUACGACCAGGAGGAGCCGCCUCUGGACGACAAAGACACCUCUUCCAACAAGGAGUCUCUGGAUGACCUUUUUCCUGCCGAAGACGAGGAGCAGUCACAGAUAUCUCAACCUCACCACAGCAGUGCAGCAGCUGCAGCCCAGCAGGGCGGCUACGAGAUUCCUGCCCGCCUCCGAACGCUCCACAACCUGGUAAUCCAGUACGCAUCCCAGGGUCGCUACGAGGUCGCCGUACCACUCUGCAAGCAGGCUCUGGAAGACCUGGAGAAGUCCUCUGGUCACACCCACCCAGAUGUAGCCACCAUGUUGAACAUACUGGCCCUGGUGUACAGAGACCAGAACAAAUACAAAGAAGCAGCCAGCCUGCUGAAUGACGCGCUAGCGAUCAGGGAGAAAACUCUUGGAAUGGAUCAUCCUGCUGUGGCAGCAACACUCAACAACCUGGCAGUGCUUUAUGGGAAGAGAGGAAAGUACAAGGAAGCGGAGCCACUUUGUAAAAGAGCUCUGGAGAUCAGAGAGAAGGUUCUGGGUACAGACCAUCCAGACGUGGCCAAGCAGCUGAACAACCUGGCUCUGCUGUGUCAGAACCAGGGCAAGUACCAGGAAGUCGAGCAGUACUAUGAACGUGCUCUGCACAUCUAUCAGAGCAAACUGGGACCAGACGAUGCCAACGUGGCCAAAACCAAGAACAACCUGGCAUCCUGUUACCUGAAGCAGGGGAAAUACAGACAAGCUGAAUCUCUGUACAAAGAAAUCCUGACCAGAGCACACGAAAAGGAGUUUGGAUCUGUGGAAGGCGACGGUCGUCCCAGCUGGUCCGGCGCAGACGACGGAGGAUCCAGUAACCUGAAGCGAAGCGGCUCCUUUACCAAACUACGAGAGUCGAUACGCCGAAGCAGCGAGAAGCUGGUCCGCAAGCUGAAAGGAGUCGGAGUCGAGGAAAUGACCCCGAGGAAUGCCGGGAUGAAGAGGGCUAACUCUCUGAAUGUGUUGAAUGUUGGCGCCAGAGAAAAUCAGGACGGCAGCCAGGGAAGCCAUCUGGCGGAUAUCCGAGGCCUGAGCUCCAGCACACACAGUCUGACCAGACGAGGAUCUCUGGGUGGGAACAGCUAACACACUGUGAACACAACGCAAACAACUGGAAACAUGUUCACACACCAACCAGAUCAGAUAUUAAGAGUCAAUUUCCCACUUUUCCCCCUGAAGAAGAAACUGAGACAGUUGUCACGAAUCAACUUUGACCAAAACCUAACUAGCACAUUUAAAGUUUACAUUUUGUAGUUUUUUCUGUCACAAAUCUAUACCUCUGUUGCACUACAACAUUUCCUUCCUGAUCACUUGAAACUCAUCAUUCCUUCACUCCUCGUUUUCUGAAUCAACCAGACCAGUCAUUAGAGUUAACAUAUGGGAGCAGUAAUCUAGAACACAUUUUAAAUUUCAGCACGUGUUUGCAAUGCUCGUGCUCUUUUAGCCUACAUUUCAAUUGAGACCAUUGAAAAGAAGGAAAAAAGGCUUAUUUAUGUUACAUUUCCUUAAAUUAAAUGGGCAGAUGAUAUUUUAAACAGUUUUUGUUACUUCUCAUUUGAGAAACGGGGACAUUGAGUAUUUUUGCACAGCGAUCAAAUUGACGACACAUUUGUGAAUCUUGUAAUUUUUACAUUUGGUUGAAGAGGGAGAGCUUCGUUUACAGUUAAAGAAGUUAUUUCGAUGUGAUAAAUGCCUUCAAAGUGUGCAGGUCAUUUUAAGUAACUGUCGAAUCAUGAAUGUGUUUACUCUGACAGACAUUCCGCAUUGUGGAAAAAAAGGACCUUUUUUAAAAAAAACUUAAAGGGGAACUUUGUUUUUUUCAACCUGGUGUCUGUUUUCAUGUCAUUUCAUACAUGUGAGUGAUGGAGAAAUGAAUUUUCGACAUAGCUCCAGUAUUUAGCCAGGCAGGCAGCUUAGCAGCUCAGCUAGCAGCUCGGCUAGCGAAAAGUAUGGGGCAGCUGGCCCCCCCGCGUCAAAGUCCACCCUAACGUGCUUUUUGCGCCACACUGACCGGCUCAGAUAGUCUCAGUGAGUGUCCCACAACAUACUAGAGAUGAGAAGUGAACGAAAACCUCCACAUUAACUGGCGAUCGCUCUUUGUUGUGGUCUGUAUCCAAAUCUCAGGACGCUAGAAAGCAAAUCUCGUUCCGAAAUCGCGCGAGCUCCAUCACUCAGAUGUAUGAAAUGACAUAUGAAAACAGACCCCAGGUUGAAUAAAACCGAAGUUCCCCCUUAAUGAAUGCUUCAUGUAAUUUGCACCAUUUGAAAUGAAACACUAGCGCUGCAGAAGCACACAUCAGACUUUAAAGAUGGUACUUUGAAAAGGCAGUGAAUAUUUUUGCACAUUACAUGUACGUCAUGCAUACAUAUUCUCAAACUCUCUACGAUGGUAAAUCAUCGCUCUCUGACACACACUAUACAAUAUUUAGACAAUCUAAAUAGAACAUUUAACUAAAAUGUCUAUUUCAUCUUCGCUUUUUCACUGAAAUGCCUGAAAUCCAAUUCUUAUAACAAAUGAUUUUAGUUUAACACAUAGAUUUCUUUACAUUUUUAAUCUGCGAGAGAAAUAAUUACCUCAAGAAGUAGUUGCUGAAGAGUCAAAUUCAAGAUUUUAUCAUUAACUUUAUAAACACUCCCUUGCACACUCAGGUUUAUCUGAAGUAAGAUAUAGAUGCAUAAAGGAAAAGUGCUGCUGGGAAAUAUUGGCUCCCUGAAAAUUAUGUUACCAUCAGAAGUUUAUUCCAUAAAUUCUACUUUUCAUCAUGAAGAAUUACUGAUUGUACGUUUGCUGUGUUAGAGACGUCACUGCUGUCUGUUAGUUACUGUAGAAACUACAGCCUGUUACCAGCACGUCAGAAUGUUACAUAUGAAAUAGGAAAAAUGUGUAGAAACUGGAGCAUUUAGCUCCUCUGACGCUGUUUAUUAUGUUAAAAAUGAAUGUUUGUAUUUUAUAUUUGCAAAGUUGAGCUGAAAUAAAUACAAGAAGACA